UCAGUCCUGGCCUAUUUUAAGGAAGAGAAAUAUAAAGGAAAUUUAGUGUGCUUCCUUCUCCUUCCAUGAAGACUGUUUGCAUUGUUUCCUUUGCUUCUUAAAAGAAACUCCACCCAUCCCAGUAGAACGUGACUGAAACAGGAUUUCUGAGAAAGCAGCAAGAAGUAGAAGAAGAAAUAGCUAUUUCACAGCAGUAACAGAAGCUACCUGCUGUAAAGACCUCAACACUGCUGACCAUGAUCAGCCCAGCCUGGAGCCUCUUCCUCAUUGGGACUAAAAUUGGGCUGUUCUUCCAAGUGGCACCUCUGGCAGUUAUGGCUAAAUCUUGCCCAUCUGUGUGUCGCUGUGACGCGGGUUUCAUUUACUGUAACGAUCGCUCUCUGACAUCCAUUCCAGCGGGAAUUCCGGAGGAUGCUACAACACUCUACCUUCAGAACAACCAAAUAAACAAUGUUGGGAUUCCUUCAGAUUUGAAAAACUUGCUGAAAGUACAAAGAAUAUACCUAUACCACAACAGUUUAGAUGAAUUUCCUACCAACCUUCCAAAGUACGUGAAAGAGUUGCAUUUGCAAGAGAAUAAUAUCAGAACUAUCACGUAUGAUUCACUUUCGAAAAUCCCGUACCUGGAAGAGCUCCACUUGGAUGAUAACUCAGUUUCUGCUGUUAGCAUUGAAGAAGGAGCAUUUCGAGACAGCAACUAUCUGCGACUGCUUUUCCUGUCCCGCAACCACCUUAGCACAAUCCCCGGCGGCUUGCCCAGGACUAUCGAAGAGUUGCGCCUGGAUGACAAUCGCAUAUCAACUAUCUCUUCACCGUCACUUCAUGGUCUCACUAGCCUGAAACGCCUGGUUUUGGAUGGAAACUUGUUGAACAACCAUGGUUUGGGUGACAAAGUUUUCUUCAACUUAGUAAACUUAACAGAACUGUCCCUGGUGCGGAAUUCCUUGACAGCCGCACCAGUGAACCUUCCGGGCACAAGCCUGAGGAAGCUUUACCUUCAAGACAACCACAUCAACCGGGUACCCCCAAACGCUUUUUCUUAUUUAAGGCAGCUGUAUCGACUCGAUAUGUCCAAUAAUAACCUAAGCAAUUUACCUCAGGGUAUCUUUGAUGAUUUGGACAAUAUAACCCAACUGAUUCUCCGCAACAACCCCUGGUAUUGUGGGUGCAAGAUGAAAUGGGUACGAGACUGGUUACAGUCGCUACCUGUGAAGGUCAAUGUGCGUGGGCUCAUGUGCCAAGCCCCAGAAAAGGUUCGGGGGAUGGCUAUCAAGGACCUCAGUGCGGAACUGUUUGAUUGUAAAGAUAGUGGGAUUGUGAGCACCAUUCAGAUAACCACUGCAAUACCUAACACAGCUUAUCCUGCUCAAGGACAGUGGCCAGCUCCUGUGACCAAACAACCAGAUAUUAAAAACCCCAAGCUCAUUAAGGAUCAGAGAACUACAGGCAGCCCCUCACGAAAAACAAUUUUAAUUACUGUGAAGUCUGUCACCUCUGACACAAUCCAUAUCUCCUGGAGACUUGCUCUGCCUAUGACUGCUCUACGACUCAGCUGGCUUAAACUGGGCCACAGCCCAGCGUUUGGAUCUAUAACAGAAACAAUAGUAACAGGAGAACGCAGUGAAUACUUGGUCACAGCCCUAGAACCUGACUCGCCCUAUAGAGUAUGCAUGGUUCCCAUGGAAACCAGUAACCUUUACCUGUUUGAUGAAACUCCUGUUUGUAUUGAGACGGAAACGGCUCCUCUUCGAAUGUACAACCCCACAACCACCCUCAAUCGAGAGCAAGAGAAAGAACCUUACAAAAAUCCGAAUUUACCUUUGGCGGCCAUCAUUGGUGGCGCUGUGGCCCUGGUAACCAUCGCCCUCCUUGCUUUGGUGUGUUGGUAUGUACAUAGGAAUGGGUCGCUGUUCUCGCGGAACUGUGCGUACAGCAAAGGGAGGAGAAGAAAGGACGACUAUGCAGAAGCUGGCACUAAGAAGGACAACUCCAUCCUGGAAAUCAGGGAAACUUCUUUUCAGAUGCUACCCAUAAGCAAUGAACCCAUCUCCAAGGAGGAGUUUGUAAUACACACCAUAUUUCCUCCUAACGGGAUGAAUCUAUACAAAAACAACCACAGUGAGAGCAGUAGUAACCGAAGCUACAGAGACAGUGGGAUUCCAGACUCAGACCACUCACACUCAUGAUGCAGGAGGUCCCAUGCCAGACUGCUUCAGGGUUUUUAAACCUAAGAAAGGUGAUGGUAGGAACUCCCUUCUACUGCAAAACACUGGAAAAGAGACUGAGAAAAGCAAUGUACUGUACAUUUGCCAUAUAAUUUAUAUUUAAGAACUUUUUAUUAAAAGUUUCAGAUUUCAGGUU
This is a messenger RNA of Peromyscus eremicus (cactus mouse), 2361 nucleotides long. It is a transcript of the gene Flrt3, whose product is annotated as fibronectin leucine rich transmembrane protein 3. The transcript has 2 exons. The record is from RefSeq and is a predicted model, not a curated record. NCBI's taxonomy places the organism in Eukaryota, Metazoa, Chordata, Mammalia, Rodentia, Cricetidae. Bases 237 to 2186 code for a protein of 649 amino acids. Gene Ontology annotation, molecular function: protein binding.